AUGCCGCCCCGUGCAGCGGCGGCAUGGCCCGCGGCCAUCGACGGCGACUUCACGGCGGGGCUGCGUGCUAACGUGCCGCCACAGCUCCCGGCGGCAGAUAAUAUAGCACCAGAGUUCCUUAUCACUAGCUGCCUCUCGUUACCUGAACCGCCACGCGCCGCCCCACGCCCGCUCGACCACCCGAGGAUCCAGGGGCUCCGCCGCGAGCGGGCGGAGGCGGAACACGUCAAGCGGCGUCCGAACGACGGGACGAUCGUGUUCGGCGGACUACGCCCGCUCAAGAUCAUCGACCACCCGAGGAUCAAGGAGCUCGGCGAGUGGGCGGUGGCGGAGCACGUCAAGCGCGCCAACGACGGGCUCAAGUUCGGCAGGGUGGUAAGUGGCGAGGACCAGAUUGUGGCCGGCAUGAACUACUCCUACUUCUUGCUCAUCCAGGCGAUCAACGGCGACGGCGAGAACGGGAUUUACAAGGCGCGGGUGUACGAGCAGAGUUGGACCAACACACGCGAGCUCGUCUCCUUCGGGCCCGCUAACUGGGCCAAGUUGAUCCGGCCGCCGGCACGGUUGGGCUAACGGAGAAUAGUUUUCAUGUAUUUUUCAAACACUCAAGGCCGU
This is a messenger RNA of Lolium rigidum, 615 nucleotides long. Its product is annotated as cysteine proteinase inhibitor 8-like. Gene Ontology annotation, molecular function: cysteine-type endopeptidase inhibitor activity. The coding region runs from base 1 to 573 and encodes 190 amino acids. The record is from RefSeq and is a predicted model, not a curated record. The transcript has 3 exons. Lineage: Eukaryota; Viridiplantae; Streptophyta; Magnoliopsida; Poales; Poaceae.